UAAUUUUUUGAACUUCGAAGGACGAGUUGUGUGAAAAGGUGCUUUGGAUUGUAGUGAUCCAUUCCGCAGCAUCAUGCCGCGGGUUAAGAAACCCCCCGUUGUCGUGACGGUGUCAGAUGAUAGUUCGGACUCAGAAGAUUUCGACCCCGAUGACGAGAGUGUUCCCGGAGGGGGAGUCUCGCUUAGUGACCUCCAAAGGCGGAGUUCCGAUUCCGAAGUACAAGUACUGGAAAACGUCAACCCCAACCCCGCACCCGCUCCUAAAAUGCUGCCGCGUCUACCCGAUCCUUCAUUCAUUCGACCUCAAAUGCAGCCGAAUCAGAAUAACGCUAUGGAUCCGUCGAGCAUCGAAAUCCUGAAGAACUUAUUGGGUAUGCAGCAGAGAUUUGGGUUCAACCCAAAUAGCCCGUUCGUGUCGCAGCUGCAAGGAAUGGGAGUUGGACUUCCUCCCCAACCGCCAAUGAUGCCUCUGCAAAUGAUGGGUGGAUUGAUGCAGGGUAUGCCUAUGAUGAACGGAUUCCAACAGCCAUUCCCAAAUUAUUCUAUGGGCAUGCUGAGGCCUCCGAUGGCUGGUCCAGAGAUGGACGAAACUGAAGAUGACGCCGGAGAAGAAGAGUUGGGUCUACAAGACACGUUUUCCGAUUACAUGCCACGGAAAUUGAAAAUUGGAAAGAAGCAUCCAGAUCAUAUCGUUGAAACUGCAUCAUUGUCAAGUGUUGAGCCUUCAGAUAUUUGGUAUAACCUGCAUCUACCGGAAAAAUUAAUUGAAAAUGGACUUCUCUCUGCCUUGCAACUGGAGGCUGUUGUAUAUUCUACGCAACAGCACGAAAAAUAUCUUUCCGAUGGAUGCCGUGCUGGAUUUCUCAUUGGUGAUGGUGCCGGUGUCGGAAAAGGUCGAACUAUCGCCGGUAUAAUCUUCGAAAAUUGGAUCAAUGGAAGGAAGAAGGCGUUGUGGGUUUCGGUUUCGUCUGACCUGAAAUACGAUUCUGAACGUGAUCUCAAGGACAUCGGCGCUGCGAACAUUCCAGUUUCUAACCUUAGCAAAAUGAAAUACGCCAAAAUUAACGGGAAGGACAACGGAUUCUUCCGUGAAGGCGUUUUGUACUCGACUUAUUCGUCUCUAAUCGGUGAAUCUCAAAGCAGCGGGAAAUUCAACUCGAGAUUCAAGCAAAUUGUCGACUGGUUUGGGAAAGAUUGUGAUGGUGUGAUUGUAUUUGAUGAGUGUCAUAGGGCGAAGAACCUCGUUCCUGUUGGCUCAGCAAAGCCAACGAAGACGGGACAAACGGUGCUGAAGUUGCAGGAGACUCUGAAGAAUGCUAGAGUUGUUUACGCUUCCGCAACUGGAGCGUCUGAGCCAAAAAACAUGGCUUACAUGGUUCGACUUGGUCUGUGGGGUGGUGGAACUCCAUUUAAACAAUGCGGAGAAUUCAUUUCGUCUGUUGAGAAAAGAGGUAUUGGUGCGAUGGAAAUUGUGGCUAUGGAUAUGAAGCUUCGUGGGACUUAUAUUGCACGCCAAUUGAGCUUCCAUGGCGUCACAUUCCGAAUUGAAAACGUCGAGCUUUCGAAGAAAUUUAUUGAAGUGUAUAACGAAGCUGUCAAUUUGUGGGUCUUUGCUCGGGAAAAAUUCGAAGAAGCUGCGUGUUUGAUCGACGCCGACAAAUCAAUGAAGAAGACCAUGUGGGGUCAGUUUUGGGGUUCGCAUCAAAGGUUUUUCAAGUACCUCUGCAUUGGUUCUAAAGUUUCUUUCACUGUUGAUCUGGCACGAGAAGCUAUCAAGAUGGGUAAAUGUGUGGUAAUUGGCUUGCAAAGCACUGGUGAAGCCCGAACUUUGGAGGCUUUGGAGAAAGAGGAUACUCUCACUGAAUUCGUGUCAACUGCAAAAGCCGUAUUCUCAACUCUUGUUGAGAAGCAUUUCCCGGCUCCUGAUCGUAACAGGAUCGCUCGUUUGCUUGGCAUAACUACGAAGAAAAACGAGCCGGAAGCAUCCGGUUCUGGAUCAGGAAAGCCCAGACGAGCCGCAGCUCAAGCAACGCAACGGAACAAACGCAAGAGGAUGAAGAUUGAGUCUGAUGAUGAUGACUCUUCUUCGGCUCAUUCUGACAACAGCGACGAUUCGGAUUUCGAAAUGCACGAUGACGCCUCUGACAAACAUGGUUCCGACGUGGAGAACGAUGCCGAAGAGGAUGAAGAAGAAUCUGAGGAUUCCGUUGAAAUGAUUUCCGAUGACGACGAUGAUGGAGGUACAAAUAAUUACGGAAGAAAGAAAAUGCCGAAGAAACGGGGAAGACCGGGGAAAAAUGGCAUCAACAGCGGAGUUCAUAAAAGCGCACCUUCGUCUGCCGCCGUCAAUCGUGCGUGUGAAAUCAAGGAUGAGCUUUUGAAAAAAGUUGAUGCGUUGGCGGGACGUUUACCACCAAACACUCUCGACCAGCUUAUUGACGAACUCGGAGGACCGGAAAACGUAGCUGAGAUGACUGGUAGGAAAGGCAGAAUGGUGACGGAAGGAACGGGCGUUCGAUACGAGCAUCGUGCAGCCGACGAGGAAGUUCCCUUGGAGCAGCUGAAUCUGAAAGAGAAGGAAAGGUUCAUGAACGGCGAUAAAGAUGUUGCCAUUAUCUCUGAAGCUGCUUCUUCUGGCAUUUCGCUACAAAGCGACCGACGUGUCAAAAACCAGCGACGACGGGUUCAUAUUACACUUGAACUCCCAUGGAGUGCCGACAGAGCUAUUCAGCAAUUCGGGAGAACUCACCGCAGUAAUCAAGCAAAUGCUCCCGAGUAUAUUUUCUUGAUUUCGGAAUUGGCCGGUGAGCGAAGAUUUGCGUCUGUAGUUGCGAAGCGACUGGAAAGUUUAGGCGCGCUGACGCACGGUGAUCGGAGAGCGACUGAGUCGCGCGACUUAUCCCAGUUCAAUAUUGAUAACAAAUAUGGGCGACAGGCUUUGGAAACCGUCAUGAGGACAGUCAUGGGUCAGCAGCUGGGUCUAGUGAAAGAGCCCUACCUAGGAUUCUUGAAAGAUGUGCAAGCCGGUUUGAUAGGAGUAGGAAUGAUCACAAGCGAAUACGGAGUACCAGUCAUGGAGAAAGAUUGCACGAACAUGUCCAAGUUUUUGAAUAGAAUUCUCGGGCUCCCUGUGAAGCUACAAAACGAUUUGUUCCAGUAUUUUAUGGAUACCUUGAAGGCCCAUAUUGAUCAUGCGAAGAAAGCUGGACGCUACGACCUCGGCAUUCUUGGUAAUUACAGUUCGGAUUUGAUAAUUUAUUUUUUGUUCAAGGAUUUCAGCUGUUGGGACUGUUUGAGGUAUUCAUUUAUGGUUUUUGUAGAUCUUGGUGGUUCGGAAGACCGGCUGAAAGUCCUGAAUGUGGACAAGUGGAUGAUAAAACACGGAACUGGGACAGCUUCGGUUCUCCUCCAUAAAGUGCAGGUUGAAAGAGGAAUGAGUUGGGAAGAAGCGAAGCGAAAAGCGGCUGACUUGGAUAACUCAGUCGAAGGCUUUUACCUCACCAGAGAUUUGAGGCAAGGGAAGAAAUGGGCGAUUUUGAUUGUGGAUUCCUCGCUGUCUAUACCUGGGAAGAAAGAUGCUGGGGAUCGGAGUUACAUAGUGUAUAAACCGAACUUGGGACGUCAGCCGCGAACGCAACCGCUCAGCGAAUUGACCACGACUUACAAGAAGUGCACUGACUUGGGCAAAGUUCAGGAGGCUUGGGAGCAGCAGUUCGAUUCAUCCGCAACAAUGUGCUCACAUCUCUGCAUGACUGGGACAUGCAAGCGUUCCAUGCUUUCCCCAGGAUCGUGUGACAUCGGGCUUCGAACAAGGGUAUAUCACAUUUUAAGUGGUGCCGUGCUCAACAUUUGGCACCAUUUGGAGAACGUCAUGCGGGCUCAUCACUUGCGAGAGCAGCGUAUGCAAGUUGUCCGACUCAAGUUGGACGAAAGCACAAAAAUAAUCGGUUCAAUUAUUCCGAAUGCUGCGGUCGUGAGCCUCAAAAACGUCAUGACCACAGAAGGGGCUGUAAAUGAGAGCAAACUCGAAGAGGAAGACGAGGACGUGAAAGAUGAAGAACCCGAGAUUGAGGAGGUAAAACUUGUCCCCAAGCUGAAAAUAUCCACGCGAAUCAUCGCUUCGGAACCGGUGAAGAAAAAGCCUGUUGGUAGAAAGCGUGGAAGGAAAGUGUCAUCGUCAGAGGAAGAAGAAAAAUCUGAGGAAGAAGACUCCGAAGAAGAUUCGGAUUAGGAUCCGUUGUGAAUAGAAAAUUCGUCUGUAAGCGAUGUUUUUCUUUUCGAGGUAUUUUUAAUUCGAGACAAACUUCCGCUCGCGCGGGGAAGGACUUUUAACUUGAGAUAUUUGGAUUUUUGUUAGACUUUCGCAGAAAAUUUUCGUUCCUUAGCAUGGUUUGGUACAAACUGCUAGCUUUUUCUUGAAUCGAAGAUGUAGACUUUCGAGAGGAGAUUCGAGCAAAAUGUUUUGUUCUCUGUUGAAGCCGUAAGCUUUAAUUCCUCGUUGCAUGGUGAAUGUGGAAUAAAAGAGGUAAGCGUUCUACCUGUACGUUACUCGAUGUAACAGCGGAUGUGUUUUUUGAAUAAAUGUUGAACAAAAUUUUGAAAAAAA
Notodromas monacha is the source of this 4606-nucleotide messenger RNA. Lineage: Eukaryota; Metazoa; Arthropoda; Ostracoda; Podocopida; Cyprididae. The record is from the annotation of a GenBank genome assembly.